AGCCCUCACUUGUACCACCAGUGUGCUACCCUUUAUGUUGCCAGGACACACUGCUAUAUUUCCACCUGCCUAUCACCGGUGUCUUUUUGUUUCCUUCAUAACGGCUGUGUUUUCACCUUAAUUAACCCUUUCUAAGCGCCGGAAGAAAAGGGUUAAGAUAAGUAUCAGUAUUAUAUACUUACGCUGCAACUCGCCCCUGAGAGAGAGAGAGAGAGAGAGAGAGAGAGAGAGAGAGAGAGAGAGACCCAGCUGAGCUACCUGCCUCGCUCCUCCGCGCUUCAGAAGUACGGUGCAGACAAGACACAGCCGCCAGCCAUGCAUUACUACCCUUCCAGAAAAAGGGAAGCAGCAGAGAGGCAAACAGCGUGAAGGAAGCCAGCAAGACAGAGGCAGGCAGCCUCAAAGAAGGCCACCAAAACAGAGGCAGGAACCCUCAACCAAGGUUACCUCAGAGCAACACACGCCCCACAUCCCACCAUGGCAUCCAAUCCACAUCACCUCGUGAAAGAAUUUCUUGAGGCAAUUCAACACCACCCAACAGCAGAGCUGGUCACUGCUGUAAUGGAAGGAGACGAGGCAGGGGUGAGGUCAGCACUUGACAGGGGUGCCCGGCCCGAGGUCACCGUCCCCACUAAUGCUGGGGUGUCAUGGAGUCUGCUGACUGAGGCUGCCAGCAAGGGCCACGAGCACCUGCUGUCGCUCUUACUGCAGGCAGGGUUAAGCAUAGAAGGUGGAGGCACCACUGACAUAACACCGCUGAUGAUGGCUGCCCAGAAUGGCCACGCCCAUACAGUGAAGGCGCUGCUGGACCUCCGUGGUAACCCUCUGGCCAUGAAUAGUGACGGUUGGACAGCCCUACACUUUGCUUCAUGGCAGGGCCACCAGCAGUGUGUGGCGGCCCUCUUGCCCGUUACCCCUCCCACUCCCGCACACCUCGAGGCACACACCCCGGUGCACCUCGCCAGUUAUCGUGGCCACGUGGAGGUACUGGAGCAGCUGGCAGGUGCUGGCUGGCCCCUCACCGCCAAGAACAGUGAUGGCGACACACCCAUGCACUUUGCUGCGGCCGGGGGUAGAGUGACAUGUGUGCAGUGGCUGGUGCAGCGAGGCGGUGACACAAGCAUACAAAAUAAUGCUGGACACACCCCGCUUGACAAGGAGCUGGUCACUGCUGUAAAGGAAGGAGACGAGGCAGGGGUGAGGUCAGCACUUGACAGGGGUGCCCGGCCCGAGGUCACCGUCCCCACUGAUGCUGGGGUGUCAUGGAGUCUGCUGACUCAGGCUGCCAGCAAGGGCCACGAGCACCUGCUGUCUCUCUUACUGCAGGCAGGGUUAAGCAUAGAAGGUGGAGGCACCGCUGACAGGACACCGCUGAUGAUGGCUGCCCAGAAUGGCCACGCCCAUACAGUGAAGGCGCUGCUGGACCUCCGUGGUAACCCUCUGGCCAUGGAUAGUGACGGAUGGACAGCCCUACACUUUGCUGCAUGGGAGGGCCACCAGCAGUGUGUGGCGGCCCUCUUGCCCGUCACCCCUCCCACUCCCGCACACCUCGAGGCACACACCCCGGUGCACGUCGCCAGUUAUGGUGGCCACGUGGAGGUACUGGAGCAGCUGGCAGGUGCUGGCUGGCCCCUCACCACCAAGAACAGUGAUGGCGACACACCCAUGCACCUUGCUGCGGCCGGGGGUAGAGUGACAUGUGUGCAGUGGCUGGUGCAGCGAGGCGGUGACACAAGCAUACAAAAUAAUGCUGGACACACCCCGCUUGACAAGAAAGGGAGAUGGAUGCCAAAACCCCCUGGGACGUGACCACCAGGGCAGUGAGAGGGAGGAGGAGCCAGGGGACAGCCAGGAAUCCCAGCAGGAUGAGGAACAAGAGCGAACGAUGGAGACAGAGAUGGGAGGGGGAGGCUGCCCUGCCAUCAACACCGUCACAACACGCCCCAUCGCUACCGCAACACAAUGUGUACGCCGCGAGACAUACAAACGGGAGGAUAAACUUAGUCUGGAAAGGACUAACAGAAGAAGAAACAACCAUGUGGGUGAACAACACUUACACAGAAUUAGUUGGGUGGUCUACAUGUCAUCUGUUCGAUCCACCAAAGUGUGCAGCCACCAACAAAAUUGUACAAGAGAUGGUCAUCCUCCUCAACAAUUACUUACAAGAGUCACCCCUCGCACCGUAUGCGAUGAAAUUAUUCUUCACACUGCCAAAACUCUUCUUUCAAAAGACACAUAGAAAUGCAAAGGUGGCGGAAAACGUGAAAGCCGUCGCAAGAAGAGUGGGUCUAUGGCAGAACAACCAACUGGAUGAGCUCCUGGAGGAAGCCCGAGCCAUCCAGAAGAGGCUGCCAAGGCCAUCAAGAAACCAACAAGGGCAGGAAGACAAAGCCCGUAAUUUCGCUGGCAAUAUGCGGCAAGGACAGGUGUCCAGGGCUCUGCGGGCACUUAAUGAACAGCAGUCAGGUGGAGUGUUGCCCCUCACCAGGGAAACCAUCCACCAGCUGAAGGAAAAACAUCCUCCCCCCAGUGACGAGGAGGGCCUCAGGAUGCAGGGGCCUUUCCACAAGCCCAAUGAUGUCAUCUACGAGGUGAUUACUGGAGAGAUGAUCUGGAAGAAGUCUCUCCAGACACACGGCAGUGCUGGUCCCUCAGGACUAGACGCUAGAGGGUGGCGUCGCCUGCUGAGCGGCGCACUCUGUGGCAGCGCCGCUAACGACCUAUGCGGCGCCCUGGCAGCACUGGCGAGGAAGCUUGCCACCACAAAUUGUCACCACGUCGAGGCUCUCACAGCAUGCCGAUUAAUUCCGCUGGACAAAAAGCCGGGAUGCAGACCAAUUGGCAUCGGCGAGGUGAUAAGACGCAUCGUGGGUAAAUGCGUCAUGACGGUGGUCAAGGACGACGUAAGGAGGGCAGCGGGGAACCUGCAAGUAUGUGCAGGACAGCAGGCAGGAGGGGAAGCCGCCAUCCACGCUAUGAGGGAAAUGUUCAGUGAAGACAAUUGUGAAGCGGUGUUAUUAGUGGACGCCAAAAACGCUUUCAACACUAUUAACAGAAAAACAAUGCUUCACAACAUUCGAGUAAAAUGUCCCUCUCUGGCACAAUAUGUAGAAAACACAUAUAGUGACCCCUCGGAUUUGUACAUAUGUAGUAAUAGUGGUAAUAGUGUUAAGGUGUUAAAGUCCAUGGAAGGGACAACACAAGGUGACCCAGUGGCCAUGGCGAUGUACGCCCUCGGACUUUCAGUGCUGCAACAAGUUAUCUCAUAUGAGAAAACGAGUGUGAAGCAAGUGGCGUACGCGGAUGACCUGUCAGGGGCCGGCAAAAUAACAGACUUGAAAAAAUGGUGGGGCUUAGUGAACGACAAUGGUCCCAUCAUAGGGUACACACCCAAUGCCGCUAAGUCCGUCCUUAUUGUAAAACCUGAACACUAUGACAGUGCAGUGGAUAGCUUCAGUGGCAGUGGAGUUAUAAUAACAAAGGAUGGACAACGGCAUCUGGGUGCUGUCAUCGGAACAGAGGAGUUCAAGAAGGAGUACAUAGGAGAAAAGGUGAAGGAGUGGAUACAUGAGGUGGAAGUCCUGUCUGACAUGGCCAGGACUGAGCCUCAUGCAGCCUACUCUGCCUACACCCACGGCUUGCAGCAUCGAUGGAGAUUCGCCAUGCACACCAUCCCAGGCAUCAGCCCUCUCCUUGCACCACUGGAGGUCUCGAUAAGGAACACCUUCCUCCCAGCGUUACUGAGAUACCACACCAUCGGAGAUGGGGGAAAGGGCGCUGCUCGAACUUCCACCAAGACUGGGCGGGAUGGGAAUCACCUCCCCUGAGAAGUUGGCGACUGUGGAGAACCUCAACUCCCUCAAGCUCACCAGGUCCCCUCACAGAGAAGAUCAUUGCUCAGGACGCACAUGGUGAAAUAGCCCAAAGUGCAGUCACUGAGCAAG
Molecule: messenger RNA, 3944 nt
Organism: Scylla paramamosain (green mud crab)
Lineage: Eukaryota; Metazoa; Arthropoda; Malacostraca; Decapoda; Portunidae
Exons: 8
Coding region: 1782-3827 (681 amino acids)
Source: RefSeq, a predicted model, not a curated record